AUGUACAAGCUACUGGGAGGAUUGAGCAAGUACCUGAAGCCCCAGGAGAUCGUCACGGACUCCUUGGUGUUUCGUAUGCAUAAUCACUUCACCGCGGUGCUGCUGUUCACGUGCUCGAUGCUGAUCACAGCCACCCAAUUCGUCGGUAAUCCGAUCUCCUGCAUCGUCCCGUCGAGUCUGCCCUCGAAUGUCAUCAACACUUACUGCUGGAUAAUGUCCACGUUCACCAUGCCGGACGCGUUCAAUCGACAGGUCGGCACUCAAGUCGCCCAUCCAGGAGUGGGCAACGACUACGGAGACAUCACCGCGAGGAAAUACUACACGUACUAUCAGUGGGUCUGCUUCGUACUGUUCUUCCAGGCGGUUCUGUGCUACAUACCGCAAUGGUUGUGGAGCGUCUGGGAAGGCGGCCUGAUGCGAGCGUUGGUCAUGGGAAUGAAUUGCGGCAUGGAAAGCAAAGAUAACAUAGUGAAGAAGAAAAACGCUCUCAUGGACUACUUGAUGAUGCACAUCAGGAAUCACAACACGUAUGUAUAUCGGUACUUCGCCUGCGAGGUUCUGUGUCUCAUCAACAUAGUCGGCCAGCUCUAUAUGAUGAACCGAUUCUUCGACGGCGAAUUCUUCAGCUAUGGUUUGCGAGUACUGCAGGUCUCGGAUACACCGCAAGAGGAUCGAAUUGACCCCAUGAUCUAUAUAUUUCCCCGCGUUACUAAGUGCAUAUUCCAUAAAUACGGAGCUUCAGGCACAAUACAGCAGCACGAUUCUCUCUGCGUUCUAUCGUUGAACAUCGUCAAUGAAAAGACAUACAUAUUCAUCUGGUUCUGGUUUUUGAUACUGUGCAUCAUGCUAAUUUUCUUAAUAAUAUAUCGGGCGUUGAUCAUUUUCACUCCGAUGAUACGGCCGAGACUGAUGCACAUGUCGACGAGAUGUUUGCCCAUCGAGACUUGCCAGAGCGUCGGCAAAAAAGUUGACCUCGGCGACUGGUGGAUACUCUACAUCCUUUCGAGCAACAUGGACUCGCUCAUCUACAGGGAUUUCCUUAUGGAGUUCACCAAGAAGAUGAGUAAUAACAGCUCGAAGUCUGUGUAACCGCGUAAGCGUGAGAUUUUAAAUCUACGCGGUGUUUAUGUAUAGUACGAGAAUUACUUAGUUUAAAUGUACACCGAUAUACCCGGACUGAUUCGCACCUCGCGGCGCGUUCCUGCAAAUAUAGAAUCUUAAUAAUAGUAAUAAAAAAGGAUCAAACACAAGUCCUUUACGCUAGGAUCUUAUAUAAUUAUAUUUUCAUAUAUUGUAACGGGAUAUAGGUUUAGAUAUGCGAGAGGAAUUUAAAUUGGACUUUCUUUUUGUAAACAGUGAUUCAGGGUUACCAUUCAGUCCUUCUAACUUUUAAAAAUUAUAAGUGCCAAGAAAUACACAUUAUUGGUUAAAAGCAUGUCGUUGUUUUGCUUUAGUUACUUAUUUGUUUAAAAGUUAGAAGAAUUUUCUGAAUCAUGUAAAUAAUUAAUCCUUCUCAAGCAUCAUUUCUAAGUAUGUAUAUUUUAUGUUUACCACUUUAUAAAUACAUACUUUUAUAUAUAUUCCAUUUAUAUCUCGCGCAAAUGAAUAAUUCAAUCAGCAUAUGCAUGUAGCAGAUGCCAGUUGCUUGGGAAAGAUUAAUGAUCUCUUAUUGAGUCUCAUACGAAUGAGAUUUUUAAGAAAGCAGUUUUACAUUUACAAUAUCUAAAUAGAUGUGAAGCUAUAUAGAUAUAAUGGAAUAAUAGAUCGAAGAGAAGAGUAUUAGCCUAAAAAAAUAAUAUUAACGCAAUUUUGGUAUGGACAAGUAAAUAAAAUCUAGCUCAAUUUAAUAACAUUAUGUAUAUAAUGACAAACAUAUCAAAAGUGUGUCCUAACCUUAAGUUUUUUUUUAUUAAUAGAAUCAGAAAAACGAUGAAAAGAAAGUAUUUUAUUUUUAAAAAUUAAUUGAAUUUUAAGAUAGAAGUGAAAUAUUAAGUUUCAUAAUUCGAGAAAAAACUUUUGAAACUACCAUUGAUAUUCAAUAAUUCUUUUGAGUUUUGUUUUCAUAUAUUAAAGACGGUUAGAAUUUUCUUUCAUGAACACUUAUUUAAAACGUCACCGAAAUCACCGUCGUAUUUUAUAAAUAAUUAUUUUAGUUUUGUAAAAAAUAUCUGUAUCAUACUCUAUAGGUGUUUGCCGAUUGCUCAAAACGUAUCGACUUUUAUUUCAUUAGUCGCGUUCGAGAAUUCGGUUCGUCGGUCAUGAUGGCCUUGGAAAAAGGUGCAGCGUGUAAUCUAACUGUUAACAUCGGAUUAAGUAGUUUCCGUUGCCCGUCUGCAUGAAACGACCGAUGAAGUUGCAACUUAUCGUGACGUGCACGUUACGAACCUGUCGCGACGUUUUCAGCGAGACGUUUAUCCAUUCGACGGAACAGGCACUUUAUGAGUGAUAUACGCGUCAUUGCUAUUCCCUACACGUCAAUUAAGGGAGAAGAGGCUACAUUAGAAAAGUGCGUGAUUUGGCAUCAUAUGAAUCUCCGUUAGUUGUUAUAUAGCGCGAAACUCUGGACUUCAAUUUCAGUGGUAAAAGCUGAUUUUUUUUAAGCUGCUACCAUUGGUUUAGUGUCGAGUUUUCUUCCGAAGUUAUAUGCGAUUAAUAUACGAGCAAUAUUUUAUAUAAGAAAAACAACAAAUAAUAAAUUUAUAAUUAAUUGUUUAAGAAAAGUCGACUUUAAUUAUACACUGGAAGAAAUAAAUAUUUAAUUUAAAUAAAUAUGUUAUGUCCAGUCAGAUUAUUACAUCAAAUAAAUAAAUAUUAGUGGUUUGAUAUAAAAUAACUGUUUGAAUAAUACUAAUGACAUAUUUAUUUGAAUCGAGUAAUUUUUUCUAUCUAUGUAUAUAUCGUCGAGAUUGAGGCCAGGAAUUCCGGUACUGUCCAGUAUGUAAUUUGUUUUCUUUCUAUAAUUUUGUAGACGCAAAUUAUCCUCACAUUCCAAACGUGUACAUGUUUGUAUGAUACUUUCGCUGCCAACCGAUUGCGUUAUCUUGGACCGCAAGAAAACCGCAUUUGCAAUAUGGCCUUAGUACGAGUAGUUAUAAUGAUCACUACAAAUUGUGACGACCAAAAAUAUCGUAUGGAGAAUUGUCAGUUUUUUUUUUCAAGCUAUUUUAAUGGCCGCAUCGGUCUUCAUCCGAUGCGGUGGUCACAGUUACGUGCAUGUCUGUAUUAUCUUAUGUAAGAUGUGAUAAAUAGUGGUAACAUAUUUUCUCGAGAGACUAAAGAUAGAAAUUCAGAGGAGAUGCGGAAAAAAAACUUUAUUGCUGACCCAUUCAUCUUUGAGUGUCAGCAUAUUUUGCGCAAAAUUUUUUGCCCGUUUGUGUUCCACGGACAACACACUGUUGUUAGACAAGACUUCCACUUGAAAUCGUGGAUUUGUUCAUAAAUUUUCUAGAAUUAUAAGUUUUAUUGUAUCUACAUGCAAAGAUGUGUAAAAAUUAAAGAUUCUGAAUGACCUAAG
Messenger RNA from Monomorium pharaonis (pharaoh ant), 3514 nucleotides. It is a transcript of the gene ogre, whose product is annotated as innexin inx1. Gene Ontology annotation, molecular function: gap junction channel activity. The record is from RefSeq and is a predicted model, not a curated record. Lineage: Eukaryota; Metazoa; Arthropoda; Insecta; Hymenoptera; Formicidae. Bases 1 to 1089 code for a protein of 362 amino acids. Gene Ontology annotation, cellular component: plasma membrane; gap junction. The transcript is spliced from 4 exons.